GCUGCGGUCGGAAAAUCAUUGUGAAAAUUAAUAGGAAGGAAUGGGUGGGAGUAUGCGAAAAGGCAUAUAAAAAGUGCGUGUAAUUUAUAUUAUAUAGCAAUAAAAACGCAAUAUAUAUCAAAGUGCUAACCUAUGCAAAAAAAAAAGAAAAAAUAAGAAAUAGUGCUUAUAAUCGGAAUUUUUAUUUUGGUGUUAUUGGUCUAAUAAAAACCAAGUGAUCAUAAUUUUCUAUGUGUAACGAAGUGCGUGCAUUGUCGAUCGCUAUGAUGGAAGAACUAGCUGAAGAAGUACAGCUCCAUUUUCCGGGGGAGAAAGUGAAUGCGCCUCUACUUAUAACUAUUUACUACGCCGCCAGAUUGGAUCAUGCCAAACGGCUGUUGGCUGCCACAAAUGAUAUACACAAUAAAGAGCUGGUCAAUUAUUUAGUAAAUUUGAAAUUCGAUGAAGUCGAUGGGCAAUCGGUUACACCUCUCACCAUGGCGGCCAUGAUGGGCAAUGUGACGUUCGUGAAGACGCUGCUCACGCAGUUCGACAUCGAUUUGGAGCGCGAGUGCAACGUCGUCUUCGAUGGGCUGCUGGUGUAUGGCGCAACCGCGCUCUGGGUCGCCGCGGGCAUGGGCCACAUGCAAGUGGUGAAGAUGUUAGUGCAGCGCGGUGCCGACGUUAAUCACAACACAAAGGCACAAUCGUCACCACUUCGUGCCGCCUGCUAUGAAGGACGCUUGGAUAUCGUUAAAUAUCUCAUUGAACAUGGCGCCGAUGUGAACUUGGCCAACACCUACAACAACACAUCUAUUAUGAUUGCUGCCUACAAGGGACACGCCCAUGUUGUGGACACACUGCUGAAGAACGGCGCUAAUCCGAAUGAGCAAGCGCUUUGUGGCGCCACCGCUCUGCAUUACGCCGCUGAGUGCGGCCACCUGGACGUGUGCCGCCUGUUGCUCGACCACGGCGCUCGCAUGCAAAAGAACGAGCACGGACUGACGCCAGUUCUGCAAGCGGCCGAACGAACACACGAAGCGGUAGUGGAAAUGUUCAUAUCACGACCGGGACUAAUGACCAAAGAGGAGACAAUAACGGCAAUCGAGUUGAUGGGUGCCUCAUUUGCCAACGAUAAGGACAAUUACAACGUCACGAAAGCGUAUCAGCACAUGAUGCGUGCUAUGGAAAUGCGCUAUGAGGACGAACAGAAGGUGAUACGAAAGCGCGUCAUGGCGCCGGUGCCGGCCUAUGACGAUUGGUUCGAAACGGAGAACAUACCAGAGCUACAGGCUAUACGACUGAAUCAUCAUUCGAUACAUAUGGAGGCGUUGACGAUACGAGAGCGCAUUUUGGGCAAACACUAUCCGGAUGUGCCGCAGCCGAUCGUGUAUCGUGGCGCUGUAAUGGCCGAUCAAGGACGCUUUGCACAGUGCCAAGUGCUCUGGAAUUAUGCUAUCGAUCUGCGAAUGAUCAACAAUGUUUCUGUGGAACGCGACUUGCUGCGCUUUGCUCAGCUAUUCUCACAAAUUUUGCGCUUGGAGAAACAAACAUUGGAUCUUUCGCUGGUUUUGUCUGUGUUGGUGAAGUGUCAGCAGGAAAUAGAAAAUAAUAAAUACAAAAUAGCGCAUCCGGGACCGAAGGAUGUGCCGCAGAUGUUGGCGGAUCAAAACGAACAGAAUGUCGUCACUGCCCUCUACCUCAUCAAGAUCAUCACGAAACUGUUGGCGCACACUAAUAUCGACAUAGAACGAAAUCAAAUCGAACAAUUAUACUCAACGAUAUUGAAAUUCAUUAAAUGCGAUACUCGCCUGGCAGACGGCCAGACUCUAUUACAUUUAGCUGUGAAUGGCGUAACGCCGGUUGAUGAUUUCUACACAAGUGAUAUAUGCCGCUUCCCUUGCUUUCGCACUGCAUUGUUGCUGGUCCAUGUUGGCGCCUCCGUUACAGCUGUAGACCGUGAUCGCAACACACCCCUGCAUACGCUCGUCUCAAGUAUCCAGUCACCACGCGACAAUCCUCACGUACUAGUGCAGGCCGAAAAGAUUGUGAAGCUCUUUGUGGACGCCGGCGCACACUUGGACGCGGUGAACGCGAAUGGCUUGACGCCAGCAAGAGUCGGUAAUGCAGCUGGCAUUAGUAAUCUGAUUCUAAGCUACCAGAAUUCGUUAACCUCCCUGAAAUGCAUCGCCUCACGCUGCAUUGCCUUCCACAAGCUCAAAUAUCAGGGUUUCAUACCGAAGGCUUUGGAAGCCUUCAUACAAAUGCACAGCGCCGAAAAGUUGUGUGCGUAAACGCGUUGCCAUUUUUGAUUUGCCGAGAGUUGUGUUGCCUAGCGUGAGCGGCGUGUGGCGGUGGAAACGUGCGGCCCGAUAUUACACUAUCAACUUCCUUUCUGUAUAUUGUAAUUUUGUAUAUUUGAGAUCGAAUAUUUAUUUUAGUUAUUAAAAAUGAUAGGCGCUAGUUAGCUAACAAACAAUAACGGUAUUGAACGACGAGUACGCAAUACAUUUUUAAUAGCCAAUUGAAUUGAAUUGAAUUUCAUGCUUAGGAAGCUAUGAGAUAUCUAAUAUGUAUUUGAUAUUAUUGUGGUACAAAACUUGUUUGCCAAAAAUAAGUUUUUAAAUAAAUUUUGUUUGAGACAAUGCAACCAAAUAUUGUACAUUAAAAAUGUGGACUGAAAAGUUUAAUUGUAAAUACAUGCAUACACAAAUACUAAUUAAAAAACGAUAUAAAGCGAAGUCUCCAAAUGGACACGACUUAAGUCUCCUAGUGGAUAAAGAUGAUAAAAAUAAAUAAAAAAAAUAUUUUUCAAGCGAUA
Bactrocera tryoni is the source of this 2800-nucleotide messenger RNA. It is a transcript of the gene Fem-1, whose product is annotated as protein fem-1 homolog B. Gene Ontology annotation, molecular function: protein binding. Gene Ontology annotation, cellular component: cytoplasm; nucleus. The transcript is spliced from 9 exons. The record is from RefSeq and is a predicted model, not a curated record. Lineage: Eukaryota; Metazoa; Arthropoda; Insecta; Diptera; Tephritidae. Bases 231 to 2273 code for a protein of 680 amino acids.